This is a messenger RNA of Prorocentrum cordatum, 1514 nucleotides long. Lineage: Eukaryota; Dinophyceae; Prorocentrales; Prorocentraceae. The record is from the annotation of a GenBank genome assembly.
GACUGGACCCGCUGCCUGACGAACUUCACGUGCGUGCCGCACAGGUACCGCAACAGGAAUCUCGUGCAGAUGUUCGGGCAGUCCAUCGGGCUGAGGACCUAUCCGGUGCACCUCAGCCACAUCAUCGUCGGGAACUUGCCCUGCGACGCCAGGGGCGACUUCUACCUGGACGUCGAGAACGACCUAAACCCGGCCAUGGUGACCAGCGUGGCAGAGGGCGCGAACCCGAGGAUUGUGAAGUUCCCUGAGGUCUUCACGAUCCGCGUUCGCAGGCAGCUGCUGAGGUCAUGGGUGACCAUUUCGGUGAAGGACCUGAACAUUGUUGGCUCCGAGAAGCUGUGCUCCCUGAGCGUUUCUCACGCCAAGCUGCUGGAGUGGGCAGCAGAAGGGGGGACACGGCGGCUCGAAAUGAAGGUUGCAACGUAUGAUGAGUUCGAGUCGCCUCCAUGGAUCAUGUUCGAAGUUGCUUUCCCUGAGGAGAUCGCAGAUGCAGAUGAGCUCGUGGCAGAAAACCACGUGCUGAUCAGCGACGAUUCCAUACAAGGCCAGCCUUCGACAACCCAUAUUGACAACCCCAAUGGCACCGUCAGCCUUACUCAUUCGCGAUCUUUCUUCAUGAGGGAGGCCUCGCUGUCCGAGGUAAAGGCGCUGUAUCCUCUCAAGAAUGCAUCUGGCCACAGGGUGGAUGAGCCUGACGAAGAGGUGCUUUUCCAGUUCCACAAAGAGAGAAGACGGAUCGAUGCCUGUUUAUGCCUGCUCGUCACUGUCGUGCUGUCAACUGUGCUAGUAUAUUGGUGUUUCCGUUCUUUCGCCAUGGCUUGCCACAACCAGAUGAAGCUCAUGCUUGUGCAACAAACGAUCGAUAACGGAACGGUGGAGCUGUCGAAUGCCGUCACCGCGCGCAUGGCCCGAUUUGAUUAUAUAGAAAAGUUAUGUGCAAAGAACGAGACUCAAGGUUUGGACCGUCUUGGAGACAAGUGCAACCCAUAUAUGUCGUCCGUUAAAAAGUUCUGCCGCCAAAUACCGAUGCAGAAUCGCCCAUGUGCGUACGAACAUGCCAUAUGGAAGCACACUGGCACGCCCGUUGCGCUUCCCUUCUUCAGAUGCUUUCGAUGCACAGAAGUCCAGUGGGACAUGUACGACAGGUCGGCUGAACUGAUCACCAUUGCAUUGCUCGUCGGCUUGGUUGUGUGCCACCAGCUGGCGCACUGUUACAAGCAGCACGAGAUCGCGCUCUGGCGGGAGGAGCACAACGGGAAGAAGCUCGACGUGCUGUCGAGGCUGAACAGAUCUUCAUCGUCGCGCCGCCCCGGCCCUAGCGUGCAGGGCCCUGGACGCGCACGCCAUGGGGCGUUCAAGCGCGGGUUGAUGAUUGGGGGCGUGUGGACAGGAAUGGCCCAGGCCAUGACACCUCCUGGGUUUCGUGGCCCCCGUUUCUUUCACCACGUCCCCUGAUUCCCCGCCGUCCGCGAAAGUGCCUCGGGCCUCCAUUUUCCCCCGCACCCAGGAGGAGG